UGGGCUGGAUGUCACCCUGUCGCGCGCUGCGUGCCCCCGUUUCCUGGGCUUCCGUCGAGAGCGAGCAGAGACCCGUGGAUGGUCUCCUUGUUGCGGCAGCGCAGGUGGAGAUCUCCGGCAUUAAAGUGCGCCCCCCGGGAUCCUCCUCGGCCCCAAACAAAACCAUCCUCGUCCCCCGCGCCCCCCAAAUCUUUCCCUUCCACUCCGGGAUACCCCCUCUCGUUUCACAUCGCAUUCAUCGCUCCGUCCGCUCUAUCCCCCAGGCCUCGACAGCUACAUCGGUCUAGCCUCGUGUGCGCGCUGGCGCCUCGAUCCUCCAGCAACUACUAGUACCAGUUGAGUUUGUUUUCCUUGUAGUCCUCCUGCUCAGGAACGCGAGGGAGAUCAUUACCCAUGGGGAGGGCGCCGUGCUGCGACAGGAAGGGUCUCAAGAAGGGGCCGUGGACGCCGGAGGAGGACAAACAGCUCGUCGACUUCAUCCAGGCCAACGGCCAUGGCAGCUGGCGCCUGCUCCCCAAACUCGCAGAGCUGAACCGGUGCGGCAAGAGCUGCCGGCUACGGUGGACGAACUACCUGCGGCCGGACAUCAAGCGCGGGCCCUUCACCGCCGAGGAGCAGAAGUCCAUCGUCCAGCUCCACGGCAUCGUCGGGAACAAGUGGUCCAUGAUCGCGGCGCAGCUGCCCGGCCGGACGGACAACGAGAUCAAGAACUACUGGAACACGCACCUCAAGAAGCAGCUCCGCCGGAUGGGCCUCGACGAGCCCCCGCCCGGCCCGACCGCCGGCUGCCCCGCCGCGCGCCACAUGGCGCAGUGGGAGACCGCGCGCCUGGAGGCCGAGGCGCGCCUCUCGCUCCUCUCCUCCUCCGGCGCCGCGGCGACGGCCACCACCUCCGGCUCCGCGUCCUCUUCAUCGACCGCGGCCGCCGGCGCCGCGGUGGCCGAACGCGCGAAGCCCGCCGACGUCUUCCUGCGCCUGUGGAACUCCGAUAUCGGGAGCUCUUUCCGCAAAGCGGCCGCGCCAGUGUCCGUCAAGGAGGAGGAGGCUGUGGUGCCGGGGGACGACUCCUCGGCGGCGUCCAACGAGAUGGACGCGGCGGCGGCCGAGUACCAGAUGUUCCUCGACUUCGCCGGCGAGGAGCUGGGUCUGUUCCACGGCCGGCACGGCGGCUUCUCGCUGUUCCCGCCGCUCGACGUGCUCGCCGAGGCGUCCCUGGACACGGCGUUCUAGCAAGACCGUUAGCGCGGGGAUCGCGUACGUACAUACGUAGUGGUAUAAGUACCUCUAAACGUACGCCUGUGCGCAUGUACGUAUGUUGUAUAUAUAUGCUUGCCUUCUGUGGCGUCCGUGGGCGUAUGCGCGCGCGUGGGGAAGGUAGUUUCUACGUGUGCCAAGCAAGAUGCACGAGAGAUUUUUGGUAGUAAGUUAGCUAGGGCUUCAGUUAGGACAUCAUGGUGUAUUACGGUUUGUGAUGGGAUUCUCUCCGGAGACGCUCUAAUACGUCGUAUGAUGUUCGAUCCUAA
This is a messenger RNA of Aegilops tauschii subsp. strangulata, 1523 nucleotides long. Its product is annotated as transcription factor MYB17. The record is from RefSeq and is a predicted model, not a curated record. NCBI's taxonomy places the organism in Eukaryota, Viridiplantae, Streptophyta, Magnoliopsida, Poales, Poaceae.